Brassicogethes aeneus is the source of this 1748-nucleotide messenger RNA. The record is from the annotation of a GenBank genome assembly. Lineage: Eukaryota; Metazoa; Arthropoda; Insecta; Coleoptera; Nitidulidae.
CAAAGUUUUAGCAGAGCGAAUAAACAAAAAUGAAUCCCUCAGAUGGUGGAUUAAAGAUAAGUGUUUUAUUUUGCUUUAUAUUUUAAUUACUUUACUGCUUAGUAUGCGUUUCAAGCCCACAAAAUCUUUAACAAUUUUUAUUUUUAUUAUAUUUUGUUUUGUUUUCUUUUAUGCUUUUCGAUUUUUUGUGUCUAAAAAUUAUAUUGGGUUGACUACAUUAAAACCGUUGCAUAAACCACUUAAUAAAUCUUCAACAAAACCAUCUUUGAAGCAUCUUAGUAAACUUAUUACGGUUAUUAUAAGAGAAUUUGAACCAAAUGAUAAUGAUGUAACACUAACUGCACAGUCAUUUGUAAACGUUUUUCCAAGUAUAAACGUGUUAAUUUUGUAUGAUAGUUUACCAUAUCCUCCCCUGGAUAUAACUUUAACAAACACAUCAUUGACAAAUGUAAAAUUAGUGAACCUCUCACCAAACUUAAGGAGCUCAAUUUACGAAAGAUACCCAAUCUUUCAAAUAAAAACCACAUAUGUAUUAUUUGUACCUGAUUCAGCUAGAAUAACGUCACGCCAAUCUUUACAAUUGAUGGUUAACAAACUAGCUAAAAACCAAGACAGUAUUAUUGUAGCACCAUUAAAAUCAAGCAAGAAAGAUUUAAAAUGUUUAAGAAUAAAUGUUAGUGCUAAGGAAUGGACUCUUAGAUACAGUUGUGUAAAAAGUACAACUUGUGAUGCAGUAUCUGGAAAACAUUUAAUUUUAAUUAAGACUGAAUUGUUGCAAAAGUUAACUUAUGCAUUUUUUCUACCAUUUCCACAGUCGUUUUAUAUACAAACUUCUGUAAUGUCUCAAAAGGUCAAAAUUCUUGAUUCUGUAUCGUUUCACGACGGAAAACCCAUAAUAAAAUCUCAUCACGCACAAUGGAAGCGCAAGCAGAUAGAUGCAGAGCGCUUUAAAAAACUUUAUGUAGCCUUGAAAAUCAAGCAGGUUGUUCGUGAAUUUGGUUCGACGGAAUGGUACGGUUGUAACCGAGAUACCCCAAGGUGUUUUGGCAGUAUUGUGGAUUCAAUGCCAUCGUAUCUGUACGAGAAAAAGUGGACACCUCCGUGUUGUUUGUCGAAUUUAAAGAAAACUGCUAAGUAUGUGUUUAAUAUUUUGGAUGAAACUGGAAUAAGGUAUUGGUUGGAGGCUGGAAGUUUACUGGGGGCCAUGAGAAGUGGCGAUAUUCUCCCGUGGGAUCACGAUGUUGACAUAGGGUUUAAUAGGGACGAUUUGUACAGGUGCAACUGGCUAAAAAAAGCUAGAGAAAAGCCUGUUGUUGACAACAAGGGGUUUCUAUGGGAAAAGGCUACUGAAGGCAAUUUUUAUAGAGUUUACUUUAGUAAAGCAAAUAGAAUUCAUGUAAAUUUAUUUCCAUUUUUUACGAAAAAUGGAACUAUGACAAGGGAUUCCUGGUUUACAAGCCACAAAAAUAUGGAAUUUCCUGAUAAUUUUUUGCAUCCAAUGUCUAGUAUAGAGUUCAUAGGAAGAAACGUGCCAAGUCCAAAUAAUAUCAGGGAUUUUUUAGAAAUUAAAUUUGGUAAAGGGUCUAUAGAAAAUCCAGAAUAUCCCGACCCUAAUAAAAUUAAAUUUCCUUAAAGUAUUUUUAGCAAGUUUUGUAAAUGGUUUGCCUUUUACAUUGUCAUUUACACAAAGUAAUAUAACUCAUAUUUUUAUUGUUAAUGUUAUACAUUCAUAAAAAUAUAAUAUGUAA